Schistosoma margrebowiei is the source of this 2298-nucleotide messenger RNA. NCBI's taxonomy places the organism in Eukaryota, Metazoa, Platyhelminthes, Trematoda, Strigeidida, Schistosomatidae. The record is from the annotation of a GenBank genome assembly.
CUGUACUGUUGCUAAAAUAAAAUUUAUCUCUCUUGUAAUAUCAUCUCGCUGUUUGUUAGUAUCUUCCAAGCUAUUAUUUAAAAACACUGCAAAAGAGUGAUCACAAGAAAUGACAUCAGAAUCAUGGAGUUUUUUUCGUGGUGUUACCUACUUAUUUCGUAUGGAAAAUGAUGAAGAUGAAUGGAGCUAUGAUGAAGAGCCACAUGUGUCAAGACGAAAAGAAAUUUUAUCAAAAUAUCCAGAAGUGAAAGAACUAAUGGGACCAGAUAUUAAAUUGGCUUAUUUUAGUUCACUUGAAGUAUUCUUACAAUUUAUUGUAGCUAUAUGCAUAUCAAUUUAUCAACCACCAUUCUUAAUAUGGUUAUUUUUAACAUAUACAAUAAGUGGAACACUUAAUCAUUCACUUGGUUGUGCUAUACAUGAAGUUGGACAUAAUUUAGUAUUUGGGCAUAAAUAUGGUAAAGCAAAUCGUUUAUAUUCAAUAUUUAUUAAUUUACCAAUGGGUUUACCUAUUGCUAUAUCUUAUAGAAAAUAUCAUCAAACUCAUCAUAGAUGGUUAGGUCAUGAAUAUGGUGAUGCAGAUAUGCCAUUAAAUUUAGAAGUGAAAUUAUUUACUCAUCCAAUAAGUCGUUUUUUAUGGAUUAUUAUACAUCCAUUAUUUUAUGCAUUUCGUCCUUUUAUAAAACAUCCAUUACCAUUAACAUUAUGGGAAAUAAUUAAUUUUUGUAUACAAAUGAUAUUUGAUUUAUUUAUUUGGUAUUAUUUUGAUAUAUGGACAUUAUGUUAUUUUAUUAUUGGUACAUUACUUGGUUUAGGUUUACAUCCAUUAACUGGACAUUUUAUAAGUGAACAUUAUUUAUUUAAUGAUCAACAAGCAACACAUUCAUAUUAUGGUAUUGCAAAUUAUAUAAUAUAUAAUUUAGGUUAUCAUGUUGAACAUCAUGAUUUUCCAUAUAUUGCUUAUACAAAUUUACCUAAAUUAAAAAAAAUUGCUAGUGAAUAUUAUGAUUAUUUACCAUAUCAUACAUCAUUAUGUAAAGUUUUAUGGGAUUUUGUAUUUAAACCAAAUAAUGGUCCACAAGCUCAUUGUGUUACAUCACAAGAUUUAUCUAAACCAGAAAUAUAUAAUCAUCAACCAAUAACAAAUAAUUUAUUAAAAUGUACUAGAGAACUUAUAAAAAUAUCCGAAUGUGAACAAUGUAAAAAAGAGAAAAUAAAAAAGAAAGAAUAAAUUACAUAAUUCAUUUAACUAUAAUUCACAAGUAUGUCUAGGUUAUUGUGUUUAGUUUAGUUUAUUUUAUAGACUUUGUUAUUAAUGUAGUUUGUAUAUAUAUAUAUAUAUAUAUAAAUAUGUUAAUCCCCUAUUAUUUUGAAUAUUCAACGUUUAAUAUUGUUCUCUUUAAACUUUCAUUUUAAUCAAAUAAUAAUGUAGGUGUCAUUAUCAAGGUUUGAUUUGAUAAUUUCGAAUAAAUUGAGCAUUGGAUUGAUUGUUAUAAAUAAAAAAUAAUAUAUUUGUAAUAUUCCAAUGAGUAGAAAAUUGGAUUUUCUGACGUUUCGUGACUUAGUGUAAGUCACUUCUUCAAAGAAUAAAUAACCAAAUUUAUUUACAAAUAAUAAUGAUUACAUUAUGAAUGAUAGUAAGUAAUAGGCAGCGAUAUGUAGAUAUAGAUAUAUAUAACCAUUACUAUAUACAUAUCAUGAACUAAGAAAUGAUAGAGAUGAGGAAUUCAAUGAUCAAUGCAUUAACAUAUAUUAGUUCAAUAAAAUGUAAAAAUCAUAUCAACUUUGAAUUGUUUUGAACAAACUAUAGUUUACCUUCAUUCUUAUUACAGUGUUGAUUACUUUCAGUUAUUUUUUUUCUUUCAUUAGUUUAACCAUCUAUUCACAGAUAUUCCAUUUCUGAAUGAUGUUACAUAUUACUUAUAUCUACAAUCAUAAGUUGCAUAUAUUACUUAUAUUACAUAUAUUACUUAGUAACUUAUGCCUGUUACUCCUAAUAAAGCAUAGGCCGCCAACCAGCAUUCUUCAAACCACUCUGUCCUGAUAUAUAUAUAUAAGGAUAAAUAAAUGAACUCUCUUUCUUCUUCUUCUCUAUUUUAUUAUAAAUUAACAUCAUUAAUCAAACUAUAUUAAUCAUUAUCAUUACUAUUUCAUAAUGGCAUACGAUUUAAAUUAUUUUAACUGUGUGCUUUUUUUAUCUAUUUCUAUUCUUUGUUUUCUCAUUUGAUAUUCUAAACUAUUCAAUGUUCAAUGUAUUUUGAUUGAAAAUCAUUAAAACAAAAAGUAUAUACACUUAAA